GUCCCAUCAUCGCCUUCCACCGCCAACACAUUGCAUGAGGUUGCCCCUCGCUCUUGCACCUUUACUACGCUCGACGACACCCCGAGCAUCUCCAAUCUCUCGUCAUCUCUACUGCUCCCACUUCACCACCGCCUCCCAGCUGGCCAUGAGCGUCGUCCAGCAGUCACCGCCCUCUGGCGAGUCUCCGUUCAAGAGGCAGAGGCUUGACGAUGAUGAGAGCAAAGCGGGCAGUGAGCAGCAGCAUCAGGCGCAGGCCUCAUCUUCUGCUUUGCCGGCUGCCGCAGGUCCAUCUGCCUCCGUAGCAGCCCCACCUCUCCCCAAUGGCCCUCGCCUAGGCAAGCCCCUCCCACCGGAGCUGGUCUCGUCGUACGACCCCUCCAACUUCCCCUCGGAGCUCCCCAAAUCUACUUCGCUCCUCAACUAUCGUCACGGCCUUUUUCUCGCCCCCAUGGUCCGCAUCGGUGCACUCCCCACGCGCCUCCUCUCCCUCGAGUAUGGCGCAGACCUAGUCUGGGGCCCCGAGAUCAUCGACCGUGCCCUCAUGGGCUCGGAGCGCAUUGUGGAUCCGCAAACCCAGGCAGUCCACUUCAUGAAGGACGGCAAAUCUGUCUUCUCUACUCAUCCCGUCGAGCGACCCUACGUCAUCUUUCAGCUGGGCUGCGCCACCCCCGCUUGGGCGUAUGAGGCAGUCAAGCUUGUAACGCAAAACGAUGAUGUAGCAGGCGUAGAUCUGAACUGCGGCUGUCCCAAGAACUUCUCCACCACAGGCGGAAUGGGUGCUGGUCUUCUGCCCCGCCCAGACCUGCUCUGCGAUAUCCUCCGCGCAAUGCGUCGCGCUGCCCCGCCGCAUGUCGCCGUCACCUGCAAGCUUCGCCUUCUCCCCACCGAGGAAGCCACAAAAGCCCUCAUUCGCCAAAUCUGUCGUACGGGCGCAGUAGAUGCCAUUACGAUUCAUUGCCGCACCAAGGAGAUGCGACCACGAGAGCCUGCCCUGCUCAAUCGCAUAUCUGAAGUGGUGGAUACGGUAUGCGAGGAGACGGGAGGGAAGAUGCCCGUAUGCCACAAUGGCGACUCGUGGUCGUGGAAGGAGGCGCAGCAGAUUAUGAAGGAUGGAAAGGUCACUUCGUCCAUGCUUGCACGAGGGCCGGAGAAGAACCCCUCUUGCUUCAGGGAGGGGGACAUGGCUUGCGUCGUGGACGAGAUUGUGCCCAAGUGGCUCAAGUACGCGGUCAUGCUUGACAAUCAGUCGGGCAAUACAAAGUACUGCCUCAAUACGCUCGACUGGAAUAGCAGCAGUGGAGGGAGGCGCGGUACUGAUGGAGCUUUGACGCGUCAAGAGAUUUUGAAGGUCAAGGAGGGGGUGGCGAGGGCAAAGACCAAUGAGGAGAUGUGUGCGGUAGACAGGUACAAGGGCAGGAUUGACGUGGGGAGGUGUAAGACUGACUGGAAGGAGUAUGUCAUGGGCGAUCUGGAGAAGGCAUUGGCGCAGAGACAGGAGAGGAGGGCGAGCGCACAAGCGAAUGAAGGAGAGGCGGCGGUAGAGGUAAGUGUGAACGGAGAGGUGGCGGGGGCUGCUGCGGAAGGAGUCGUGCCAGGCAAGGCAGAGGAGAACGCGGCGGAUGAGGCGAAGAAGGGAGGCGAGGACCCCGCCGUCGAGCAGCCUGCGCAAUAGAAGCCGGUGCGCAUUCAAUGUCACAUAACUCAUAUCCAGAUGCAUUUGCAAAGUUGCGAUGCGCGCGCAUGAAG
Messenger RNA from Jaminaea rosea, 1746 nucleotides. Its product is annotated as FMN-linked oxidoreductase. Bases 35 to 1672 code for a protein of 545 amino acids. Gene Ontology annotation, biological process: tRNA dihydrouridine synthesis. Gene Ontology annotation, molecular function: tRNA dihydrouridine synthase activity; flavin adenine dinucleotide binding. The transcript has a single exon. The record is from RefSeq and is a predicted model, not a curated record. NCBI's taxonomy places the organism in Eukaryota, Fungi, Basidiomycota, Exobasidiomycetes, Microstromatales. Gene Ontology annotation, cellular component: cytoplasm.